AAGCGACCGCCUCGACUGCUUUAAUAGAAAAACACUGAACGACAAGAAAACGUGUGGUUCACGCGUGCGUACCGUCUCCACCCUCGUCUAGCCCCGCCGUUUCCAUGCACUUACUGUCUGCAGAACUGUGAAAGUACAAUAUUUUCUUAUAUAUUACUGGUGUGGACUUUGAGAUUUAUAAUACCAGACAGGAAUGUUAAUGGGAAACCAUUACAUCUCCAGGCAACUUUAAAAUGCAUUCUACCUGUAACGUAUAAACGUUGCUUUUAAAAUAAAUAAAUAAAUACAUUGGAAUCUGAAUACAGUUCUGUACAUUUUGGGUUCGUUUUUAUUUCUUGCGAUUGCAUUCCACAUUACUCCUCCUCUAUGGUCCUGUCAGUUGAGAUUCCGCUUCCUGCUGUAUUGCUGACGAGGGAAGUGCUCCAGCCUAGCCAGUCAGUACCGAGGAAGUGCUUUACUAGCUUGGGUGUCGCUGUGUUUCAGCAAAGCAAACAUUGCAAAAUAUCGGCUGGUUAGAAUAUGGCUGACGAUUUCGGUUUCUUUUCAUCCUCUGACAACGGAGCGCCGGCGGAGGAGGACCCCGCAGCCGCGUUUCUAGCCCAGCAGGAAAGCGAGAUCGCCGGGAUUGAAAACGACGAAGGGUUCGGCGCGCUGGAAGGGGCUGGGUCAGGGCAGCAGCAGCCACCGUCUGAGCCAAGUUAUGGUGAUUUUGGAGGAGAGUUGGCCACAGUAAAUGGAGAUGUCUAUCAGGAGUCCAAUGGCCCCACUGAUGGCUACGCUGCUAUUGCACGUGUCGACCAGAUCAGACAGGAGCCCGAGAGCCUGCGCCUGUGGCGGGAGGAGCAGAAAGCCAGGCUGGAGGAACUGGACGCUGCAUCCAGAGCGGCCGAGAUGGAGUGGAAAGAGAAGGCAAAGAAGGAGCUGGAUGAAUGGCACAUUCGUCAGAACGAGCAGAUGGAGAAGAACAAAGCCAACAACAGCAGACUCUCUCCAACUCAUGCACGGAUCGCUGAUAAGGCUUUCUACGAGCAGCCCAACGCUGAUGUGAUAGGAUAUGUGGCAUCUGAAGAAGCCUUCCUGAAGGAGUGCGACGAGGACACUCCCGGUUCUGAGUGGGAGAGGGUGGCAAGGCUCUGCGACUUCAACCCCAAAACCAACAAGCAGUCCAAGGACGUGUCCCGCAUGCGUUCCGUACUCAUCGCCCUCAAACAGGCACCCCUGGUCCGCUAGGGUGGUGUAGGGGAGGGCUGGAGCCCCCGCUCCCACAAUCUCAUUCUUCGUGUCAUUCAAUAGUACUAGCUAAACCGCCUUGUCUUUUUUGUUGCCUGGGCCGAGGAUAGUUGAGAUUAUAUGUUACAAGUGUUUCUUCCAAAUCACUGUUCACAGUCUGUGAUUAUGGGAUGCAGUAUCCCUUUAAAAUGUCAUACCAGCAAUGCUUGCUGUAAUAUCAUCAUACUACAGUUUGCUCUUUCGUGAAUAUGAAGGCAGUUCAGUACACGGAAGGUAUUGAUCAGCCACUAGCGUCUUCUUUGGCUGUGUAUUUUUAUUAUGCCUUCUGCUGUGAGAUUUUUUAAAUCCACAAGAGGGAGCUAUUGCAUGAGGAAUUCAGUUUCAAAGCUCAAAAUCACAUUUGGGCAUGUUUCAAAACAACGUACUGAAUCCAUUUGAUUCUCAAUAUUGGGAAAUACAUUCUUGGCCCUUAAAAAAAAAAAAAAAAAAAGAAAAAUCAAGUAGCAGUUACUGGGAUACUGCGUUUUAUAAUUGCUGAUUCUUGUUUUUCUUCCUUUAGUGUGCUGCUGUUCUUGUCUGUACAUUCACUAGUGCCAUAAGCUGCUGUAGAUCUUUUAAUGUCUUUGUUUUUUGUGGGAUAGGUCAAUGCUUUAGAACAGUUUACAGUGUGGCCCAGUGAGGUGUGUCUGCCUUCUAUUUAACUAACUUGCCUUUGAAAUUUGUAAAUAUAUUAAAAUCAGAGUUUCUGAAGCCAUUUCCUUCACUGGAUAAUAAGGCUAAAGCACUGUGUCGGUCGAGCGAAACCCAGUAUCUCUCUUCUUGAUUGACUUUAACCUGUGUGUGAUCACACUUUAUAAAAGAAACUUGUGAAAAAUACAACCAUCUGCUACAGGAUCUAUUGUGUCAAUGUCUAGAUCUCCUUUACCUUGUGUUGGCUCAAAAGGCACUCCUUGUUUAUAGUUCUUACUUUACUAAUGCAACACCCCUUUCACACAGGGGCUGCUGUAAUUAGUUACACAGCGAGUCCUUGUUCGGGCUGCUGUAAUUCAUUAGCAGGACCCGCUUGUCUCUUGUGGAAUUGACACUGUUGGUUCUGCAGGGUCUGUUUGCUUGCAUGAAGAGCGUGGAUCACCGUUGCACAUUCCGGCGCUACUACACCAUGGUCUGUACCCACAUGCUAUUGCAGUUUCUGGAAUUGGGCUCCAGCUCAAAAGCAGCUUCUUUUUCUGUUCUUAUCAUUGACAAGUGUUGCAAAAUCAGACAGAUCUCUGGGCAGAAGCAGCCACACCCUUUCCUUCAUAUGCCUGUGUAAACGGAAAAGCAGAUUGUGAGAGUUACACAUUUGUUUUUUUAUAUAUAUACUCCGGUAAUUGUGUAGUCCCGGAAAUUGAAUAAAGAAAAUGUAAAACUGG
Molecule: messenger RNA, 2642 nt
Organism: Polyodon spathula (Mississippi paddlefish)
Lineage: Eukaryota; Metazoa; Chordata; Actinopteri; Acipenseriformes; Polyodontidae
Gene: cltb
Product: clathrin, light chain B
Exons: 7
Coding region: 520-1230 (236 amino acids)
Biological process (GO): intracellular protein transport; clathrin coat assembly; clathrin-dependent endocytosis
Cellular component (GO): clathrin coat of coated pit; postsynaptic endocytic zone cytoplasmic component; clathrin coat of trans-Golgi network vesicle
Molecular function (GO): structural molecule activity; clathrin heavy chain binding
Source: RefSeq, a predicted model, not a curated record